This is a messenger RNA of Conger conger (European conger), 2685 nucleotides long. Its product is annotated as rab-like protein 3. Gene Ontology annotation, biological process: intracellular protein transport. The transcript is spliced from 8 exons. Gene Ontology annotation, cellular component: endomembrane system. Gene Ontology annotation, molecular function: GTPase activity. Bases 54 to 752 code for a protein of 232 amino acids. The record is from RefSeq and is a predicted model, not a curated record. NCBI's taxonomy places the organism in Eukaryota, Metazoa, Chordata, Actinopteri, Anguilliformes, Congridae.
CAAUAUUUCAAGACGAAAAAUAAAUAAAUAAAAAUGUUGUCAUCUUAGUUAAAAUGGCUUCUCUUGACAGAGUGAAGGUCCUGGUUUUGGGUGAUUCAGGGGUUGGGAAGUCGUCUCUGGUUCAUUUACUGUGUCAGAAUCAAGUACUGGUGAACCCCUCCUGGACAGUAGGCUGUUCUGUGGAUGUGCGGAUACAUGACUACAAAGAGGGAACUCCAGAAGAGAAGACCUACUACAUUGAAUUGUGGGAUGUUGGAGGAUCUGUGGGAGGUACCAGCUGUGCAAAGAGUACCAGAGCAGUUUUCUACAGCUCCGUCAAUGGCAUCAUACUGGUCCAUGAUUUAACAAACAAGAAAUCUUCACAGAAUUUAUACCGUUGGUCAUUGGAAGCCUUCAAUAAAGACUCUUCCCCCACAGGAGUUAUCAUCACAAAUGGGGAUUAUGACAGGGAGCAGUUUGCUGAUAACCUGCUCCCCCUUCUGGUGAUCGGGACCAAGUUCGACCACAUCCCAGAGAACAAGCGCAGCGACGUACUGGCGCGCACCGCCUUCCUGUCAGAGGACUUCAACGCUGAAGAGAUAAACCUGGACUGCACCAACCCCCGCUACCUGGCAGCAGGCUCUUCGAAUGCAGUGAAGCUGAGCAGGUUCUUUGACAAGGUCAUUGAGAAGCGAUACUUCACGAAAGAUAGCAGCCAGGCUGGCUAUUCAGACCGGAAGCGUUUCAACUUCAAGAGCCUCCAUUAUGACUGAGAUUGGGCCAGGCAGAGAUGUGCACACGAUUUCACAUUUCACAUUUCAUAUUUUAGAUUUCACAUUUAAGAUUUCACAUUUCAGAUGGAGCUCAUCUUCAAGUGACGGGCAUCAGCCACAACCCGUCAACUUUUAAUUGAAUCGGCUAAAUCAUUAACAUUCUUGGCAUUUUAUAUGUGUAUAGACUCAUGAGUGACAACUGAAGACUGUCAGAAAUGCAUGCAUGCUUUGGCUCUCCAGAGACCUACAUUGCACACAGCCCCCCAUACUGUGCUCGCUUGCACAAUGCCUGUCAGUCUGGCAAGCAGGGCACUUGGUGUCUGAUGUAAACCACAUUUCUGUUAUCGCAGGAAGUGAAAGAAUAGCUGCAGGCCUGGUGUUAUCUACCUUUGAAGCACUGACAGAAGAUGCUCGGAACAGGAGAAGCUGCAAAUCAUUUAUUUAUUUGCCUCUGUACUCCAGAAUUUGAUGGUAACUGGUCUGCAUUUAUAGAGGGGGUUAGGUAUCUUGCUCAGGGACACUUUGACACACCGCGGGCGGGAUUGAAACCGGCAGCCCUCCUACUGUCAGACAACUGCGGUUACCUCCUCAGCCAAUGUCGCUCAAUUUGGUUUCACCAUGUAGCAAUUACGGCAGUGUUUAUACAAAGUCCCUCCAUUUUAGGGCACCAUAAUGUUUGUGAUACAGCAAUGUUAUGUAAUGAAAGUAGACAUGUUUAGUAUUUGUUGCAUAUCCUUUGCAUGUAAUGACUGCUUGAAGUCUUUGAUUGAUGGAUGCUGGGUGUCUUUUCUGGAGAUGCUCUGCCAGGCCUGUAUUUCAGCCAUCUUUAGCGCAUGUUUGUUUUGGGUCCCAUUAAGUUCUCUUCAGCAUAUGAAAGACAUGCUCAAUUGAGUCAAUAUUGGGUGAUUGACUUGGUGUUGUCUUGCUGGACAAUGAACCACCGGCCAAUGAGUUUUGAGGCAUUCACUUGAAGUUGAGCAGAUCGGAUGUGUCAAUACACUUUAGAAUUCAUUCUGCUACUACCAUCAGCAGUUAUAUCAUCAAUGAAGACAAGUGAGCCAGUACCUUCAGCAGCCAUACAUGCCCAGUCCAUAACACCCCCACCACCAUGUUUCACAGAUGAGGGGGUGGGGGGAUCUUGGGCAGUUCCUUCUGUCCUCCAUACUUAGCUUUUGCCUUCACUCUGAUGUAAGUUAACCUUCAUCUCAUCUGUCCACAAGACAUUUUUCCAGAACUGCGGUUGCUCUUUUAAGUACUUCUUGGCAAACUGUAACAUGCUAUUCUGUUUCUGCGGCUAACUAGUGGUUUGCAUCUUGCAGUGUAGUCUCUGUAUUUCUGUUCAUGAAGUCUUCUGAGGACAGGGGUUAUUGACAAAUUCACACCUGAUCAGAAGAGUGCUUCUGAUCUGUUGGACAGGUGUUUAGGGAUUUGCCUGCCGUUCCCUUUACAAUUUGUAAGCUCACCAGUGAUCUCUUUCUUCUUAAUUAUGUUCCAAACAGUUGAUUUUGGUAAGCUUAAGGUUUGGCCGAUGUCUCUUACCAUUUUAUGCUUGUUUCUCAUAAUGGCUUCUUUGACUUUCACUUUCACCACAACUUUGGUCCGCAUGUUGAUAAACGGCAAUAGGGGGAUCAAAAGACUAGAGGAAAGACAAGGUGCUCUCUUAUACCUGCAUUAAGGAGGCAAUUAAACACAUCUGAGUACCUGGCUUUCCCUGUUACACAAGCAAGUCAUACAUUGGGGUGAAUUGACUUAUCUUUAGACAUUGAAUCAUCCAAAUUGAUUGAGUGUAUUUCUGCUGCUUUAAAGCUGCUAAUUGUUUUUCAUUUAUUUAUUGAGAGUUUGGAAAUAGUUGUAGUGUUUAUAUUAUGUUUAUUGUGCAUAGAUAAUAUACAAAUAAUAUAAUAUUUUUAGUUUCAUAUUAAGAAUUAGGUUU